AGAACCGAUUCGCCGAAAUUUAGUAACGUUAGUUCCCGUACAGAAAUCUCGCGAUAUAUCAGAUUACACACCACCACAUUACAGUGUGCAGAGACAGGUAAGAUGGCGGCGCAGGAGACUCAAGCAGCACAGCAGUCGUCCGUGAGCAACGGAGAGGUGAGCAGUAAUGGGGCAGCUGCCUCAGGUGAGGUAGUUCAGACAGGUGCGACUGCACUGGACCCCCAACAACAGCAGCAGCAACAGCAGCCCAAUGCCUGGCAGGUGAUUAAAGGUGUCCUCUUCAGGAUUUUUAUCAUCUGGGCUAUAAGUAGCUGGUUCCGCAGAGGUCCUUCAACUCCAGAUCCCAGCACUCCUGCUGGAGCUCCACGACUGCCCAGCCGAAACCUCUUCCCCAAGGACACUCUUAUGGAUUUAUAUGUUUAUAUCUCUGAGAAUGAGAUAUUUACAGAUUUUAACAAUACAGAAGCACUGUUCUGGUACCAGCAAGAUCUGGUUUAUGGAGAUUGGACCACAGGGGAGUCGGGAGAUGGCUGCUAUGAGCAUUACCAAGAGCUGGACCUCUCUGAGAGUGUGAAGCAGAACGGCUCUACAUACAUCCACAUUUACUUCACCAAGAGUGGCUUCCACCCAGACCCCAAACGCAAGGGCCAGUACCGCAGGCUGUCCACGGUCCAUUCCACUCGAAUGCUCAACAAGUAUAAGAGGAGGAAGUUCCUCAAGACCAAGAACCUGUUGACGGGAGAAACCGAAGCUGAUCCAGAAAUGAUCAAGCGGGCUGAGAGUCAUGGGCCUGUGGAGAUCAUAUCCCAUUGGCAUCCCAACCUCACUAUCAACAUGGUAGACGAUCACACAGCUUGGGUGAAAGGCUCUGUCCCCCCACCUCUUGACCAGCAUGUAAAGUUUGAUGCAGUGAGUGGAGACUACUAUCCCAUUGUUUAUUUCAAUGACUACUGGAACCUGCAGAAGGACUAUUACCCCAUAAACGAUACCCUGCAGAAUCUGCCCCUCCGCCUUACCUACUGCCCCCUCUCCUUGUGGCGCUGGCAGUUAUAUGCCGCCCAGAGUGCCCGCUCCCCCUGGAACUUCCUGGCAGAUGACACUUACGAGCAGUCUGAUGAGGACCAGGAUUCUGUUAAGGUGGCUCUACUUGAGACCAACCCCUACCUCCUGGGACUGACCAUCGUUGUUUCCAUCGUCCACAGCAUUUUUGAGUUCUUGGCCUUCAAGAAUGAUAUCCAGUUCUGGAACAGCCGUCAGUCUCUGGAGGGGCUGUCUGUGCGCUCCAUCAUAUUCGGGGUGUUUCAGUCUCUGGUAGUGCUGCUCUAUAUCCUGGACAAUGAGACCAAUUUUGUGGUCCAGGUCAGCGUAUUCAUCGGCCUGCUCAUCGACUUCUGGAAGAUUACCAAAGUCAUGGACGUCAGGCUGGACAGAGAGAACAGGAUUGCUGGAAUUUUCCCACGAUUGAUAUUCAAAGACAAGUCCACAUAUGUGGACUCUUCAACAAAAAUCUAUGACGACAUGGCUUUUAAGUAUCUGUCCUGGCUGUUGUACCCUCUCUUUGGGUGCUAUGCAGUUUAUAGCUUAUUAUAUGUGGAACACAAAGGCUGGUACUCUUGGGUGCUCAGUAUGCUUUAUGGGUUCUUGUUAACCUUCGGGUUCAUCACCAUGACACCGCAGCUCUUCAUCAACUACAAGAUGAAGUCAGUAGCCCAUCUUCCCUGGAGGAUGCUCACUUACAAGGCCCUGAAUACCUUUAUAGAUGACUUGUUUGCCUUCGUCAUCAAGAUGCCAAUGAUGUACAGAAUAGGUUGUCUCAGAGAUGAUGUGGUCUUCUUCAUCUAUCUGUAUCAGCGCUGGAUUUACAGAGUGGAUCCCAACCGUGUGAAUGAGUUCGGGACCAGCGGAGUGGAGCGAAGCAAGGACAGCCCAGCCCAGCCAGCAGCUGACGACACAACCGCUGCCAUCACAGAUAAAUCAGAGGGGGAGAAGAAGAAUGAUUAACCUCUUUUAACCCCCUCCCUUGCCCUCUAGUCUUGUGAAGGUGUAAGAAGGCAUCUUCAAGGCUGAGUUUAUGUUUAAUUGUCAGGGAAGGGAACUGGAUUAAUGGUAUUACGUAAAAGACUGCAAAAAAAACAAAAAGUUCAGUUCAGCGUUCCUCCUUUGUGUGGGAUCCACAGGGGAAAAUAUAUAUAUAUAUUUAAUGUAGACUUCCUAAAAUCAUUCUUUUUCUAUCUCCCAUAUUUUUGCAGUCAAAGUGAAGUAAAAUGUGAUGUACUGUAUUGUAUAUUUUUGGGUUGGUAACACUAAUAAUUUGAAGGGUUAGGUGGUCCGUGAUUAAAUCCUAUUGGCUGAAGUGAAUAGGGCGAUUGCAGUACAUAUCAUUUUGUUUUUUGAAGUACAAGAGGCUCAGCACAGCCUCGCCGCUCUCCUGAUUCUGUGUACUUAUUUUCUGUUCAUUCCAUGUGUGAAGGGGUACCAGGAAGCAGUGGUGUAGUGUAGGAUGGAGGUGGCCAAGAAAGAAAAAAAAAAACAGCCAAUUCUGUUCAAACGCUACCCGUGUGCGAGACAGACUUUUCACGUUUUUAAAACAAGAAUUGAUGUUGCAAACUUGAACAAAAAAUAAAGAAAUAACAGCCUUGUAGGUAUUAAUAUAUAAUUAUAUUAAUAAUAUUAAUAACUAUGAUUUUUUUUGAAGCCUCUGAAUUUUCUUUUGUAUGUUCUAAAACUGUACAGCAUCUCAGCUUGUAAAACUUAAUCAUGCUGAUGUCAGCUCGUCUAGCAAUAGCUGAAUUGCCAGUCCUCUCACUGAGAACUAGUUUCAUUACAUUCAACUCCAGCUGGACCACCACGUGUCACAUCUGGUUCGGCUUGACAAGUCAACAGUCCAAGAAUGCGUGAGAUAUAAUGCCUGGUUUGUCCUUUUUUAUUUUUUUGGUGCCGUACUUCUGAAUUGAUUGGGCUUUUCUUUUUUUUUUGUUACGUUCCAAAAUUUGAUCACUCAUGUUUCUAGUAAAGCAUAAGUUUAUAGUUUAAAUUGAACGUUGUUUUAUUUAUGUCUCAAGAGUUGUGCAUUUGCAUAUUUGGUUUUUUAAAGGUGUGACAUUAGGCUUGUAAAACACAUGUAUCAAAGGAAAAUGGUAAAUUCUGCUAAGUUUGUAAACCGAAACCACUUAAUGAAUCGGGGGAUAAAUUAAACAUUUGAUUACACCUUA
Molecule: messenger RNA, 3212 nt
Organism: Cyprinus carpio (common carp)
Lineage: Eukaryota; Metazoa; Chordata; Actinopteri; Cypriniformes; Cyprinidae
Gene: clptm1
Product: CLPTM1 regulator of GABA type A receptor forward trafficking
Cellular component (GO): endomembrane system; membrane
Source: RefSeq, a predicted model, not a curated record